Molecule: messenger RNA, 2719 nt
Organism: Schizophyllum commune H4-8
Lineage: Eukaryota; Fungi; Basidiomycota; Agaricomycetes; Agaricales; Schizophyllaceae
Product: alpha/beta-hydrolase
Exons: 12
Coding region: 66-2618 (850 amino acids)
Biological process (GO): triglyceride catabolic process
Cellular component (GO): cytosol
Molecular function (GO): sterol ester esterase activity; triacylglycerol lipase activity
Source: RefSeq, a predicted model, not a curated record
CAAUCACAUGGAACAGCGCGCGUCAUGGCCUGUGCUCGUCGGCCGCGCUGCAGUCUCAAGCCACCAUGAUCGACCAUCUCGUCGGGCGGCCAAAUCCCUCUUGGAAGCGUGCGCAGGUCUUCCUCGUCAUUUUCUUUUGGAUAUGGCAGGUUAUGCGGGGAAGUAGCAAGGGGCCCCGCAUUCGACUGAUUCGGCGACUCAACGAGCGGCUGGGACGAAGGUUCACUCCAUGGCAACUUGUUGUCAGUGUUCUGACCGGCGUAUACGCCAUCCGCAAUUUCGACAAGAUACUCGGCCUCGGAGCACCCGAGCCACUUGCGCGCCUCUAUUCGCCCUCGUAUUAUCGGGCGACGUGGAUCGCCACAGGACUCGACGCGGGGUUCGCCACUGCCAUGCACAUCAAGCCCCAAUGGCUCCGCCACAUCUGCUCCGUCCUGUUCUCAGGCUACUACAUCAUUUACGCCAACGAAGCCGACGAGAAGCUGCGCAAAUUCCGCGCGGUGCCGACAGUCGAAAUGCUGCGGGCCACUUGGGAGAAGACGUCAAACCCGAUCCUACAAGCUUUCAUGCACUUCCCCCGGGUCUCGCUUUUCCGUAAAGUCCUCAUUCAGCGACCCACGGGCUCACAAUAUACUCGCCCCAUCACCACGUAUUUAUUCUUUGCGCCGCCGUCAACGGAGCUCGCAGAGGCGACCGACCUAGUAUUGGACUUCCCUGGCGGCGGAUUUGUGGCCAUGUCACCGCUACAUCAUCAAGAAAGGUUGCGUCUUUGGGCCAUCUCGACAAAGAGGCCUGUCCUUUCGGUAGAUUAUGGCAAAGCACCCGAAUAUCCGUAUCCUUUCUCUAUAGACGAAGUUUUCGACCUCUACAAGGCCCUGGUAGAGACUAACGGCACCAUUAUCGGAAUGUCGGGCAAGAGACUCAACAUCAUCAUCAGUGGCGACUCUGCGGGUGCUACUCUUGCGGUCGCCACUAUGGUCAAGAUUCUAGAGCACAACGCGAAGACGCCGCAUCAGCCGCUGCCUAUCCCUGUGGCUUUGGUCCUGAACUACGCGGCCCUAGACUUCAACUUCACUUCUUGGAUGUCGGCAGAACACUUGAAGGUUCUUCGUUCGGAGCAGUCUUCCGGCAACCUGCCUGGCCUGCAUGAACUGGUCGCCCAGAAAGACCACCUGAAGCACGUCAGUCCCCUUAGCAUGGUUGGCGACAGUCCCACUUUUCCGAAGCGCAAGAAGCUUCGACGCCGGGCUAGCUGGCGAGACACCCUGCGCGCCAUAGGCGACGACGACGACGGCAACGAGAACCAGACAAAGACCAUCGUUCGCCACAGACGGUCCACAUCAUCCCUCAGAAACCCCGCGCUUCGUAAACACCUUCCCAAACGUACCACAUCCACUAGUGGAGACGAGAACGGCUCCCUGGCGGAUGAGGAGAGCUCGGAGGACGACAGGCAAUGUCCUGAAGAGGAGCGCCCUAUUGAGGACCGAGUCAAGGUUCCGUAUCCUCCAGCGCCGGCGACGCGCCCCGUACCACGGCGGUCGGACUCGGUCAUCGAGAGACAUCAGAAAGAGCUUUCGCAGGCGGUCGAAGCGGCGGACGUUCAGGCCGCCCUUUCUGUCAAGAAGAAGAGCGGCGCUGGCAAGAACUCCGAACCCAUAGGGACUCGCUUGACGAUGACCAGCCGCACGGGCUACUUCCAAGACCGUAUCAUCUCUCCCAGCAUGAUGCGUGCUAUGGCCAUCCUCUACAUCGGCCCUUAUCGCAACCCGGACUUCAAGACGGAUUACUACAUCUCGCCCAUUCUCACGCCGGACCACCUCCUCGCCCAGUUCCCUCCCCUGCUGAUGCAAUGCGGGGAGAAGGACCCGUUCGUGGACGACACGGUCAUCUUCGCCGGCCGUGUGCGCGAGGCGAAACGCGCACGUAAGGUCGAACUCGACCUCGCCCUAUCAGGGAAGAGCGCGCGGUUCGGCGAGAGCCUGCGCAUGAGCGAUGCGGCGUCGGCCAACCGUGACGUGGCAGCAAUGAAGCGCGAGCGGGCGAAGCUGGCGGCGGAGACGGAGGACGACUGGGUGCAGAUGGUGUUGUUCUCGGAUUGGAGCCAUGGCUAUCUGCAGAUGCCGGCGCUGAUGACCGAGGCGGUUGCGGUCAUCGAAGAGCUCGCGGAGUGGAUGGACGAGACGUUCGUGCAUCAUACAAUGCAGAACACAAGCGGGACAACGAUACAUGAUGGCGCUCCAGCUACGAGCGCGUCUGAGACCGAGACGGACACGGAUUCGACCAUCACCUUCGUUCCAAAGAAGUACGCAAACUCCCGAACGUACUCAAUUUCUAGCGACAGCAAGCCGCGCGUAUCGCAGAGCCCCGCGCGCUCGAGUCCACCUCGUCCUGCCAAGGUCGACGAUGAUGGGGAGCGCCCCAGCCCGCCUACACACCCCCACCAGGGUUCGUAUCAUCCUGACCUUCAGAUGGACUUUUAUGGGGUGCUGUCAGAUGAUGGGGACGGAGGAUACGACACUCCAGAAGGCACGAAGACGCGGCCGACGGGUCAGACGAUCACGGAGUCUGAGCUGCUGAGGCGCCGGCGCUUGCUGGACUCGCACAUCUUCAAUGAAUAGUCGGCGAGUUGAUCGGACUGAAUGUAUUGUACUGCUGUAACAUAGAUGCGUUCGUUGCAUAUCUUUUGAGCCCUCAGGAAGUACCCGAAGCCUGUCUUCAC